UGUCAAUAUAACUAAUAACGUGUUCGUAUCUGUGGCGGUGGCACAUAACCUAAUAAGAUUAAAAGUAUUUUUAUUUCAUUUUAUAUUUAUAAAUUAUAUUUGGAUCGAAAGAAAAUUGUAAGCUUAACUAAGGUUUUAUUUAUUGAUCUCUAUAUUGUAAGACAUAAUCAAAAUGUCUGAACCCACUGAAAAAUCGUUGGUAGAACGAACCAGCCGGGCGGAGAAAGAAGCGAGAGCUAUAGAGGAAGAACUGGAAAAAAUAUCACAAGGAGACCUCAGUUUCAUAGGUGAUCCUAGGCUCGAGCAACUUUUAACUGAAAACGAAAAACUAAAACACCGCUUGGUAAUUCUUGAAAACGCUGUAAAAGCGGAAGCGGGCUCAUCAUCUUCAACAAACAAAGAGAGUUCAAAGAAAGAGCCCAAGAAACGCCCCAUUCUAGUCACCGACAUCACCUCCGUCGAAGGAAAUAUUUGUGUUGUGAAUGAAUUGAAAAAUAUUUUUGAACAUUCAAUUACAUCAGCCUAUCCAGAUCUAGUGGACCCACCGGUCGUCAUCACUCUCUCUGGCAACAAUCCGAAAUUUGGUGAUUACCAGUGUAACUCAGCUAUGGCAAUAUCCCAGUUAUUGAAAGCUAAAAAUAUCAAGAGUAGCCCUCGGGAAGUGGCCAACAAUAUAUUGAACAAGACAGCACCAUCACCUAUUAUAGAAAGGAUUGAAGUGGCCGGAGCAGGUUUUCUUAAUAUAUUUUUAAGUAAAGCGUUUGCAGAGCAUGUUUUAAAUUCUAUAUUAAAAUCUGGUGUGAAAUCUCCCCAGGUGAAGAGGGAGAGGGUAAUUGUUGAUUUUUCAUCACCCAACAUUGCCAAAGAAAUGCAUGUGGGACAUCUACGCUCAACUAUUAUAGGAGACAGUAUUUGUAGGAUAUUAGAAUUUCUAAACAAUGAUGUGCUGCGUCUGAACCAUUUGGGUGAUUGGGGCACCCAGUUUGGAAUGCUGAUUGCUCAUUUACAAGAUCAAUUCCCCAAUUUUAAAACUGAAUCUCCACCUAUAUCAGAUUUGCAGGCAUUUUACAAAGAGUCCAAGAAGCGGUUUGAUGAGGAUGAGGAAUUCAAGAAGCGGGCAUAUGCUUGUGUUGUCCAACUACAAUCACACCAACCAGACUACAUUGCUGCAUGGAAACUCAUCUGUGAGGUAUCUCGUAAAGAGUUCCAGAAGAUAUAUGACCGGCUUGAUGUAAAGAUCAAAGAUCGAGGAGAAUCAUUCUACCAGGACAGGAUGGACUCAGUGGUGAAAAUGUUGAAAGAACAAGGGUAUUUGGAAGAGGAUGAAGGAAGGUUGAUCAUGUGGGGGGAUGAAAAACAUGAAGGGAUUCCUCUCACUGUGGUAAAGUCCGAUGGGGGAUACACUUAUGAUACCUCAGAUUUAGCAGCCAUUAAACAACGUGUCGAUGAAGAAAAGGGUGACCGUUUCAUAUAUGUAACAGAUGCUGGUCAAUACACACAUUUCAUGACAAUUGAUGCCUGUGCCAGACGGGCUGGUAUACUGAAGGAUGGUCAAAGGGUUGAACAUGUUGGCUUUGGAGUUGUGUUGGGUGAGGACAAGAAGAAGUUCAAAACACGGUCUGGAGACACCAUUAAGCUCAUAGAGUUGCUGGAUGAGGGCCUAAAACGGUCAUUAGACAAGUUAGUUGAGAAGGGACGGGACAAAGUCCUCACACCUGAAGAAUUAAUGCUGGCUCAAGAAGCAGUUGCUUAUGGGUGUAUUAAAUAUGCCGAUCUCUCACAUAACAGGGUGAAUGAUUAUAUAUUUUCAUUUGACAAAAUGUUAGAUGAUAAAGGAAACACUGCCGUAUAUUUACUGUACGCCCUAACUCGAAUUAGGUCUAUAGCUAGAACUGCUCAAAUAUCAACUGACACAUUACUUGCUGAAGCUCAAAAGAGUGGUUUAAAAUUAACACAUGAAGCUGAAUGGAAAUUAGGAAAAGUUCUUUUGAGGUUCCCUGAAAUUAUUCUUAAAGUGUCAAGUGAUUUGUACUUACACAGUCUAUGUGAAUAUUUGUAUGAGAUUUCUUCCGCAUUCACAGAAUUUUAUGAUAAAUGUUUCUGUGUCGAGAAAGACAAGGAAGGAAAGAUAGUCAAGAUUUACUAUGAAAGGUUAAUGCUGUGCGAAGUAACUGCGCGUAUUAUGGAGCAGAGUCUUGAUAUUUUAGGCAUUAAAACAGUAUCUAGGAUGUAAGGGACGCCUAGCGCCAUUUUAACAUUUUUCUAGAUUUUUACAAUUAACACUAGUGUCUAAGUAAUUUAUGUAUGGUUUGCGUAUUAAAAAUGAAAGACGUAAAUUAA
This is a messenger RNA of Manduca sexta (tobacco hornworm), 2340 nucleotides long. RefSeq names its product arginine--tRNA ligase, cytoplasmic (gene ArgRS). Gene Ontology annotation, biological process: arginyl-tRNA aminoacylation. Bases 173 to 2233 code for a protein of 686 amino acids. Gene Ontology annotation, molecular function: arginine-tRNA ligase activity; ATP binding. The transcript has a single exon. Gene Ontology annotation, cellular component: cytoplasm. Lineage: Eukaryota; Metazoa; Arthropoda; Insecta; Lepidoptera; Sphingidae. The record is from RefSeq and is a predicted model, not a curated record.